This is a messenger RNA of Rhopilema esculentum, 2627 nucleotides long. Lineage: Eukaryota; Metazoa; Cnidaria; Scyphozoa; Rhizostomeae; Rhizostomatidae. The record is from RefSeq and is a predicted model, not a curated record.
GGGGCCCAGACCUUCCUUGGUAUCCUAAGACCCCACACAGUUAUUGUUAUUACAUUCGGUAGUGUAAUACGUGCCGGAUACACGGCGGCAUGUAGAGUUUUAAUUAUAAUGUUGAUUUUAUAUUUGAUUUAAAGCAGUAGUAAAUAACAUGUCUUGAAUCUCAAUGCCUAAUAAGGACAAACAUAUGGAAAAUAUCAAUCGACAAGUCUCAGUGAACGUGAUUAUCUAAGUUGAAACUCGUAAUAAGUUAGUUAGUUGGUUGGAGUAGAGUUGAAGUAAUGAUGGUGAUCGGCGAAAAUGUGAAACAGAAUAUUGAUGGAUUUGAUACAAAAUAGUUAAACAAAAUGGUGAUAUUUCUCUGAGUCUUCAUCUUACACUUCGUUUAUCAUUAAAUAUUAAGAUAGGGGCACCGCUAGAAAUAGUGGUCCCAACAUAAUUGGAGGCACCGCCCGGAUACACGGAUCUACGGAUACACGGAUCUACGGAUACACGGAUCUACGGAUACACGGAUCUACGGAUACACGGAUCUACGGAUACACGAAUCUACGGAUACACGGAUCUACGGAUACACGGAUCGAAUGAUGGCGAGGGAAGCAGAUGGAGAUGUAGUGCGUGAAAUGGCCGCGGAAAUUAGGCAAGUGUUGAAGAAACUUCGGAAAGCUAGAGGAGCUCACAGAGCUUAUGUUACAAGAACGAUCGCCAUAGCCAUGGAACGAGUAAAGAAUUUUCGGACAGGAGAUAAAAAAGAGCUUCUGAAAUACAAGGGGGUCCUGACGGAUAAGAAGAUGGUCUUGCAGAAAAUGGAUGAAAAAGUGUUGGAAAUUUUGAGUGACCAGAGUGAUGGGGACGAAUGUAUUCAAGAAGUAGAGGAAUCUGAGGCAAUUGCAAUGGAAAUAUCGGAGGUGCUUUUAGAGAUCGAAGAAAUCUUGGAAAAGGACACCGCCCUACAGCAUGCACCCGUGGAAAACACCUCAUUCUCUGGGAGCAGUUUGACAAGGAAGGCAAGAGCAAAGUUACCCAAACUGGAGCUGCAAACUUUUGACGGAACGCCACAAGAUUGGCCUGAGUUUUGGGAUGCGUUUAGCAGUACAGUGGACGAUGAUGAGGACCUUCCGGACGCGGUGAAGUUUCAAUAUUUGAAGAAGUCAUUGUUGGAGCCAGCGAAGUCGGUAAUUUCGGGAUUCAAAAUGACAGCGUCAAACUACAGAGCCGCGGUGGAGCUGUUACAUCAACGCUUUGCGAAACCGACAGUGAUCAAAAGAGCCCAUAUCAACGAGAUGCUCAAAAUCAACAGCGUGUAUGACGAAAGGCGGGUUGACAGGAUGCGAUCUCUGCACGACAGCGUUGAAACGCACUUUCGCGGGUUGGAAGCUCUGCAUGUCAACGAAGAGACAUAUGCAAGCAUUGUUGUGCCAGUUCUGCUGGAAAAGAUCCCCCAGGCCGUUCGUUUGAACAUGGUGAGAGCGUCCAGCAAAGAUCAUUUGGAGUGGUCUGUGAGAGAUUUUUUGGAAAGUUUGAGCAAGGAAAUUGAAGUCAGGGAAAUACAAGCGCCGAUUUUUGGAACAGGGGGCACGGAACGGAGAGGCUACACCCCACGGAGAAUGGCGGACAGGUUAAUCGAUGGCACGGCAACGGCAUUGCACACUUGGAGAGCGGACAGCCAGAAACGAUGCGCCUUUUGCCAAGAAAAUCACGAAGAAGAACGUUGUUCUAAAAUUACAAACUUGGACACGCGUAAGAGCAUUAUUAGAAAGUAUGGUCGUUGUUUUGUUUGCAUUAGGAAAGGGCAUAAGGCUGUAGAUUGUAGAUCAAAGAUUAAGUGUAAGAAGUGCAACGGUAAACAUCACAUAUCUCUGUGUUAUUUUUCAAGGAUUUAACCGUAAGUAAGAAUCCUAGCCCUUUAAGACCCUCAGCUCCUCCUUUUGUAGGAACCUCUACAGGUAGCACUAACGUAGCAUCGUGCACCAAUAGUUUAGGCCCUGGUAGUUCUGCAGCAUUGCAAACCGCCCUAGCUGUUGUUAAUGGGAACGAUAAGGUUAAGGUGCGCGUACUUUUUUAUAGUGGGAGUCAGAAGACCUUUGUAACCCCCACUGUAGUGGAGAGAGCAAAGCUACAAGUUGUGAGGAAGGAGAAUUUAGGGAUUAAAGCCUUUGGAAGUGAGACGGCAGAGAGGAAAUUGCAAGAUGUUGUAGAGCUGGAUUUGAGGGCUGCGAGAGGUGGUAAAAGAGUGAAAGUAGAAGCGUAUGUUGUUGAGAAAAUUUCAGAAAUAUCUAAUUGCCAUGUUGAGAUUGUUAAAAGUAAAUAUAAACAUUUAGCGGAUAUCGAGUUUUCUGAUGUUUCUGAUGAGAUUAGUUUACAGGUCGACGUGUUAGUAGGAGCAAAUUUCCUCUGGGAAUUUCAAGGCAAACAGACGAUACGAGGGGAGAAAAACGAGCCAGUCGCAGUCGAGACUACGUUAGGAUGGGUGCUCUCGGGACCGUUGAAUGAAGGUACAAGUAUUUGUUGAAAAACCUGGACCAUUUUUGGAACAGAUGGCGAACCGAGUACUUAGUAAAUUUGCGGGAGCACCACAAGCUUUCAGGCAAAGAUACGGCCAAAAUUAGAGUUGGAGAUACCGUAGUGGUACA